GGAGCUCAUUGAUGGUGGUGAUUGUCGGCUUCCCCUCAUUCUCGAGCGCCUCUAUUCUCAUCCAAGACGAAGAAACGUCAGAAUCGUGUUUUCUGUAUUCUCUUCAAACCCUUUUAUCGCCGCAUUAUUCAUCAUCAUGGGUUGGCUCUGGGCUUCGCCAUCUCCUCCCAAGUCUCCGGCUCCGGGACAAGCUUCACAAGCUCCGGCAUCGACCCCGCCACCAUCGACCAAGUCGACAGAACCCGAGAUCGACCCCGAGAUUUCAAAGUUCCUUGCCCUGUUCCAAACCGACACAGACAACAACAAGCCAGAGCAACCAGCUCCGGCACCGGCGCAAGCACCCGCAGCGCCCUCCAAGUCAUCAUCACCAUCCUCCUCAUCAUGGUUCUCCCUCAAAUCCUCCCCGAACAUGCCAUCCCAAACCAACAACCGCACGACCGCGCCACCCUCUGACAACCCAGUCGCCGAAGCCACCCUGCCGACCGAGAUGUCUUGCCGCCAAGCCUUUGACAUGGCCUUCCACUGCCAGUCCGUCGGCGGCCAGUGGAACCACAUCUACCGAUACGGCACGAUGCGUUCGUGCAGCGAACACUGGGAGGACUUUUGGUUUUGCAUGAGGAUCAAGGGAUACUCGGGCAAGAUGAAAGAGGAUGUGAUCAGAGACCACUACCGCCAGAAGGAAUAUGAGAAGUAUGGGAACGGGAAGCCGAGCAGCGAGGACGUCUGGCAGGCGAGGACUACCAAGGUUCCGCCUGGCACCGCCUUUACUGAAAAGUUUGACGAACCCACACUGGACGAUGAGGAAUGGCAGAGGAUGGAAAUCGAGAGGCGGCGGCAGAUCAGGGAAGGUUUGGGAAUCUAAACAGCGUGAUGUGUUGCAUAAGGACUUGUUCUUUUUUUUUAAACGUUUAUUAUUGUUUAGUAUCAUUACCAUGAUUUAUUACAAACCGAUCAGCAACAUGUCACAACAUCAAGAAGACAGAUAAUUUUACUCGUUGUAUUGGGGCUUCCUAAA
Messenger RNA from Colletotrichum navitas, 1015 nucleotides. RefSeq lists its product as uncharacterized. The transcript has a single exon. The record is from RefSeq and is a predicted model, not a curated record. NCBI's taxonomy places the organism in Eukaryota, Fungi, Ascomycota, Sordariomycetes, Glomerellales, Glomerellaceae. Bases 137 to 862 code for a protein of 241 amino acids.